AUGGCCCGACAAACUCCAGACAUGAGCAUCAUCUUCAACGACGAUAAAUUCAUCAAAGCCUACAGACUCGGCGAAAGAGCAACCGGCCAAUUUGCUCAACUGCUAAUUAAUCAGAGUGGCAUUAUAGCCAACUCGAAGUCCCUCAGAGACCGUCCAUUCGUGGUUCUUGACAACGCUUGCGGUACUGGAGUCAUCUCCAGUAUCCUUCAACACGAGCUGGACGACCAAGUCAAGGCCAAAUGGCAAUUGACAUGCGGCGACCUAUCAGAUGGAAUGUUGGAGUAUACCAGGCGCCGCAUGGAGAGCGAAAGAUGGCUUAAUACCGAGGUGAAGACUGUUGAUGCGCAAGAUACCAAGCUGCCAUCUGAACAUUAUUCGUAUGUCUUCACGGCUUUCGCUUACAUGGGCCUUCCCCGAGGCUUGGCUGCCUUGGAUGAAUCCAUCCGAAUCUUGCAACCGGGGGGAACUAUUGCCUUUGCCACUUGGAUUCAGCCGGGCUGGAUAUCGGCUGCCGGAGAGGCUAUUGCAACAAUGCCCAACAAUUUGCCAUGGCCGACGGCUGAGGAGUUCCUGGGUAUGUUAGGUAACGGCCAAUGGAACUCCGUGACAUGGAUAGAAUGCCAGCUCAGAGACCGAGGCUUUCAUGACAUCAAGGUCAAGGCUGUCACAAGACACAACUCCCUCUCAGUGGCUGAGUUUGUGGAGAUGGUCAUGUUCAUGAUGCCACUGAUGAUAGAAACCUUCUGGUCAAAGGAGAUGCGAGAGGAGAACAAGAAUAAUGUUCAACCAGCGCUAGAGAAGUAUCUAGCUAGUGUCUACGGAGAGGACGGGGAGGUGCCUGGGGAGUGGGUAGCGAUCUUGUCGACGGCGCAGAAGCCAGCAGAU
Molecule: messenger RNA, 885 nt
Organism: Penicillium odoratum
Lineage: Eukaryota; Fungi; Ascomycota; Eurotiomycetes; Eurotiales; Aspergillaceae
Gene: gtmA
Product: gliotoxin thiomethyltransferase
Exons: 4
Molecular function (GO): methyltransferase activity
Source: RefSeq, a predicted model, not a curated record